Messenger RNA from Cucumis sativus (cucumber), 2437 nucleotides. RefSeq names its product cucumisin. The record is from RefSeq and is a predicted model, not a curated record. Gene Ontology annotation, biological process: proteolysis. NCBI's taxonomy places the organism in Eukaryota, Viridiplantae, Streptophyta, Magnoliopsida, Cucurbitales, Cucurbitaceae. Gene Ontology annotation, molecular function: serine-type endopeptidase activity. The coding region runs from base 55 to 2289 and encodes 744 amino acids. The transcript is spliced from 10 exons.
UUCAUAUCGUUUCAAUAUAAUUCAUAAAGUACAAUAUUAUAUUUCUUAUUCAAUAUGUCAUCUCUUUCAAGGCUUCUCUUCCUUUGUCUUUGCUUUUCUCUCCUGUUUUCCACCUCAGUUUCUGAAGAUGACCAAUAUCGAAAGACAUAUAUUGUAUACAUGGGAAGUCAUCACCAAGUUUCUUCAGCUCCAUUAUCAUCUCAUCAUCAUAUGAGAAUACUACAAGAAGCAGUUGGCAGUACCUUCGCCCCACACUGUUUGCUCCAUAGCUACAAGAGAAGUUUCAAUGGCUUCGUUGCAAAGCUGACUGAAAUUGAAGCCAAGAAAGUUUCAGAAAUGGAGGGUGUAAUUUCGGUAUUUCCAAAUGGAGAACUGCAACUUCACACAACAAGAUCAUGGGAUUUCAUGGGAAUGAGUGAACAAGUUGAGCGAGUACCAUCGGUGGAAAGUGAUAUAAUUGUGGGAGUAUUUGACACCGGAAUUUGGCCGGAAUCUCCCAGUUUCCUUGACCAUGGAUAUGGCCCCCCGCCGCCAAAGUGGAAGGGUUCUUGUGAAGUCUCAGCUAAUUUCUCUUGUAACAAUAAAAUCAUUGGAGCUCGGUCAUAUCGUAGCGAUGGUCGGUAUCCAAUAGACGAUAUCAAAGGUCCAAGAGAUUCAAAUGGCCAUGGAACGCAUGCAGCAUCGACAGUAGCAGGUGGGUUGGUUAGACAAGCAAGUAUGCUUGGUCUCGGCAUGGGCACGGCAAGAGGAGGAGUCCCGUCGGCACGUAUCGCAGCUUACAAAGUAUGUUGGUCAGACACUUGCUCUGAUGCUGACGUUCUUGCAGCAUUUGAUGAUGCUAUUGCCGAUGGAGUUGACAUUAUCUCUAUGUCCGUUGGACCAAAAAGACCGAGACCUAAUUACUUUCAAGACCCCAUCGCUAUUGGAACUUUCCAUGCAAUGAGAAAUGGGAUCCUUACAUCAACGUCCGCCGGCAAUGAAGGUCCAUUGCAUUUCACUGUUACAAAUUUCUCACCUUGGGCUUUAUCGGUGGCAGCCAGUACUUCCGAUAGGAGAUUUCUAACUGCUGUUCAACUUGGAGAUGGAAGAAAAUUCAAUGGGGUAACAAUCAAUACAUUUGAUUUAAAUGGAACACAAUAUCCAUUGGUGUAUGCUGGAAAUAUACCAAAUGUUACUGGUGGCUUUAAUGGAUCCUUCUCAAGAUUUUGUUUAAGAGACUCAGUGGACAGGGAAUUGGUGAAAGGUAAAAUUGCCAUUUGUGAUAGUUUUGUGUCACCAUCAGAUGUGGGUUCUCUAGAAAGUGCAGUUGGAAUUAUAAUGCAAGACAGAAGUCCAAAAGAUCUAACAUUCGCUUUUCCCUUACCUGCCUCUCACCUUGGCAUACAGCAAAGACCUCUCAUUUCCUCCUAUCUCAAUUCAACUAGGAUUCCAACAGCAACUAUAUUGAAAAGCACUGGACUGAAGCUUCAAGUGGCUCCUUUGGUUGCAUCUUUCUCUUCCAGAGGUCCGAAUCCAACAUCCCCGUACAUUCUUAAGCCAGAUGUGAUUGGUCCAGGAGUUGAAAUUCUUGCAGCAUGGAGUCCUUUACGUUCACCUUCAAAUGCUAAAGGCGACAAUAGAAAACUUCUUUUUAAUAUAAUCUCAGGAACUUCAAUGGCUUGCCCACAUGCUACAGCAGUUGCUGCCUAUGUUAAAUCUUUUCACCCUUCUUGGUCUCCUGCUGCCCUUAAAUCAGCACUUAUCACAACAGCAUUUCCAAUGAGAGGCGACCUUUACCCAGAGGCAGAAUUCGCAUAUGGUUCUGGCCAUAUAAAUCCACUAGGCGCAGUAAAUCCAGGAUUAAUCUACAAUGCUUCUGAAACUGACUACAUAAGAUUUCUUUGUGAUGAAGGUUACAACACCACUUUUCUCCGAAUAAUCACAAAAGAUAAUUCUACAUGUUCUACAACCCAGUCUAUACGAGUUUAUGACCUAAAUUAUCCUUCUUUUGCCCUUUUCACACAUAUCUCAACCCCAUUUAGUCAAACUUCGAAAAGAAGAGUCACUAAUGUUGGAUCAACAAAUUCUACCUAUAAAGCCACCAUUUCUGCUCCUUCAGGGCUUAAUAUUACUGUCAAUCCUUCCAUUCUUUCAUUCAAAGCCUUGGAAGAAGAGCUAAAUUUUGAGGUCACAUUUGAAGGAAAAAUCGAUAGAAGCAUUGAAUCGGCUUCCUUGGUUUGGGAUGAUGGUGUUCAUAAGGUUAGGAGUCCUAUAAUUGUCUUUGAUUCCGAUACCUUCACUAGGAAUUAAUAACAAGUUUGUAAUUUCCUUGUAUUAUCUCAUUACCUAUGUGUUCUUCAAAUUAUUAUUAGUUAAUAAAUUCUCAAGUUGGGACAUAUGAAUGUAUUAAUAAUUUAAAAGUUCGUUGUUUGAAUAAUAAUUACCGUUUCUCGGUUGC